Molecule: messenger RNA, 2097 nt
Organism: Emiliania huxleyi CCMP1516
Lineage: Eukaryota; Haptophyta; Isochrysidales; Noelaerhabdaceae
Exons: 1
Coding region: 66-1898 (610 amino acids)
Biological process (GO): transmembrane transport
Molecular function (GO): transmembrane transporter activity
Source: RefSeq, a predicted model, not a curated record
CUUCCAGUAUCGGACCUUCAAGACAUGCGCUUUUGGCCGGUGGCCUCCUCGCACAACAACACUCAAUGCUGGCCUCGCCCACCCUCCUCGAGCGCACCUCGGCAGCUCGAAGCGCCGCGGACUGCUUGCAGCCGCUCCAGCUUCCUGCGCGGCGGGCCUCGAGCUCGUCUGAGCCGCCUACCGCUGAGCGGCUCGCCGCGCUCAGCAGGCAGCAACUGACGCUGCCGCAGGGACCCGCUUCGGUGCGGUGUAGCGUCUCGUCCGCCGGGAGCCACGGCGCACGCUCGCGCGAGAACUCGGUCAGCGGUAGCGAGGCUGGCCGCGCCACCGCCUCCGCCGAGCCGUUUGCGCAACCGCCGGCUGAGUGGUGGCUGGCGUCGCUCUCGCGCGCCGACAUCGUGCUUCUGCUUGGCGGGUACCUCGUGCUCUUCAUCCGCUACCUCGUCUCCCAGCAGCUCGCCGGCUUCUUCACCGCCGUCGCCGACGACGCCGGCUUCUCGGCGACCUGGGUCGGACUCAUCUUCAUGGCGUACCCUCUCGGCAUGUCCCUCACCUCGCUUGCCGCGCCGUCGCUCGUGCGGCGCAUCGGCACACGCCGCGCUCUGACGGGCGGCUUGUGCGCGACGGUGCUCGCCAACCUCCUCUUUGGCCUCGUCCCAGACCUCUGCAGCCAGCCCCUGUCCACCGCAGCCGAGGGUGGGAGCGGCGCCGCUUGCCUCCGCUACGGCUUCUGGGGCGUCUACUUUGCAAACGGGCUGCUCGGUGCGGCGGCGGAGACGGCGAUCCUGAUCCUGCUCUCGGUCCGGUUCCGCUCCGCCAUUGGCACGGUGAUGGCCCACGUCAACACCGCCUCCACCUGCGGCUGCUUCGUCGGCUCCUUCCUCGGCGGAAUGCUCUACGACGCCGGCCCGGAAGGCGACCCGGCGAUGAAGUUCCGAAUCCCCUUCCUCGCGUCGACCGGCCUGGUCGCCGCCCUGCUGCCGCUGCGGUGGGUGGUGCCCGAGGAGCGACUGGAGGAGACCACCGCCAGCGCGGCACCGCUCCGCUCCGUCGCGUCGCUCUCGGUGGCGCUCGGGCUGCUCGCCAUCUUCCUCUCCUCGUGCGUCACCGGCACCCUCGACACGAACCUGCCGUACCGCCUCCAGGCGCCGCCCUUUUGGCUGAGCAUGACGGAGCUCUCCGCCGUCACGUCGCUCUCCUCGGCCGCCUACCUGGUCAUCAUGCUGCCGGUGGGGUGGGCGGCGGGCAAGCUCUCCUCCUCCUCGCGCGGGCUCAAGGCGGCCACCGGGGGCGGCUUCCUCCUCCUCGCAGCCGCCUUUGCACUGCUCGGGCCCAUUGCCGCGCUGAGGCCGCUCAACUGCACCGCCAGCGUCGUCGGGGCCAUGGUGCUGCGCGCUGUCGGAUCGGCCGUGUCGUCCAACUUUGUGUACCCCGACUUGGUGCAAGGCAUCCGCCAAGAGGACCACCAGCUGCAGGCCUCCAUCUCCACUCUGUGGAACGCAGCCUACGCCGUCGGCUGGGCAGCAGGCCCGUACGCGGGCGGGGCCAUCUACGCCGCAUUCGACCGCGCGCCGCUCUGCACGGUGCUGCAGCGCGGCCAGUGCGACGAGCCCGCCUCGGGCGCGCCGCCGCCGCCGUGCUCCUGCGAGUGGUCGCCGCGCAACGGCUUCACCGGCUUCGCCGACGUGACCGUCGCCGUCUGCGCCGCCUUCGCGGCCCUUCACUUGGUCGCCGCCGCCUUCGACGUGCACGACGAGCCGCCGCCAUCGCGCAAGCUGCUGCUGGUCGAGCCGCUGCGACCAAAUAGCCUCCACGAUCAGGGCGAAGGAGCCGCACCCCCGCCCGCCUCAGCCCCCUCCCUGGAGGGGCGGGCUGCAGACUCGCCCGGCGUGAGUUGACCCCACGCGGCGCGUGUGCCGUGCGGGAGAGAUUGCAGAUUCUGUCGUGAGAGAGUACUGUGAGGGUGUGAGGCCCCGUCACUGUGAGAGUGUGUGAGCGCCAGCGGUGUGACGCUGGUCGGUGCCAUAUAGAGAGCGCCGCGCGACCGCGCCCACGCAUCUGUCCGUUUAAUGUGUACUCAUGUAUUUUACACAGAGC